Messenger RNA from Anisakis simplex (herring worm), 561 nucleotides. NCBI's taxonomy places the organism in Eukaryota, Metazoa, Nematoda, Chromadorea, Rhabditida, Anisakidae. The record is from the annotation of a GenBank genome assembly.
AUGGCAACUAAAAACGACAAAACGAUCAACGUGAAAUGGUCACAUAAUGGUGCCUAUCGACGAUUCCAGAUAUCGGGCGCAGAUGAUGUUGACAUUUAUGAGGCACUUCUCCAGAAAGUCCGCUCGAUAAUACCGGAUUUUAAUGACUGCUUCGCUUGGAACGAUGAGGAUGGUGAUGAGAUAGUGUUUUCGAGUUAUGCUGAGAUGAAAGAGGCACUCGCGCUUCCACUCAAUCAGAAUCUGUUCCGUAUUUAUACUGUCGCAAAACCAUCUACCCAACCCAGGGAAGCCGAGGAUAAUAAGGAUCAAACUAAGGAGGAAAAGCGAGCUAAAGUAGUGCACAAUGGAGUUGUGUGUGAUGAAUGUGACAAAGAGGUGGUCGGGAUUCGUUACAAGUGUGCGGUUUGUGAUGAUUACGAUUUAUGCGAAGAGUGUGAACGAAAAGGCAAACAUUCACAACACUCAAUGAUCAGAUAUGCCACACCGAAUAUGCCGGUUGGUGAUUCAAUGUUGACGAUUUGUUUGUUCUCAGUUCAUGUUUUCUGGGUCAUUUUUAUUUAG